UAUUUUAUGCAAAAUCCUCUUAACUCAUAAUAAAAAAGCAUAAAAUAAAUUAUAUCUGAUUUAAUGAUGAAAGAAAUGUAAAAGGAUAGUAAGAAGAAAUUAAAUGUUGUUGUAAUUCCUAUGAGAUAUGGUUAAUAAUGGGGCAGUAGAAAUUUAAAGAAAAUAACUCCAUUACACAAAUAGAAGAGUGAACAUGCUUUAAAAUUUUCUCCUAUAAAUUGUACUCAAAUAUCUCCUGAUAACUUUAAAGAAAAAGAAAGGAGAAACUAUUAAAAAUUAAUAAGUUUGGCGAACCAAAAAUCGAAAUAAAUAAGUAGAGAGAACUAAUACAUGGUUUAAUCCAGAUAAAAAUCGUAUUCUUUGAAUGUGGCAAAGCCAAUUCAUUAAAAAUUACCUUCACUUCCGAAAAGAAUUUAAUAUAGAGCAGCAAAAGCAGAAAGUCUCUAAUUAUAUAAUAUAGAUUCAUUAGAAGGAUAUAAUAUUUAAGCUGAAGAUAUGUCUUUCGAAAUAGAUGAAUAUGUUAAAUUAAAAUCUGUUCAUUCUAUUAGAUUAUCAGACUACUCCUGA
This is a messenger RNA of Paramecium sonneborni, 567 nucleotides long. The record is from the annotation of a GenBank genome assembly. Lineage: Eukaryota; Ciliophora; Oligohymenophorea; Peniculida; Parameciidae.